Molecule: messenger RNA, 1065 nt
Organism: Solanum lycopersicum (tomato)
Lineage: Eukaryota; Viridiplantae; Streptophyta; Magnoliopsida; Solanales; Solanaceae
Product: G-type lectin S-receptor-like serine/threonine-protein kinase SD2-5
Biological process (GO): protein phosphorylation
Molecular function (GO): ATP binding; protein kinase activity
Source: RefSeq, a predicted model, not a curated record
GGAUUCACCACGUCAAUCUGGUAAAACUCAUUGGAUUUUGUGCCGAAAAGACCCAAAGACUUCUGAUCUAUGAACAUAUGGUAAAUGGAUCACUAGAUAGAUGGAUUUAUCAUAAAGAUGAAGAAAAUGGGCUUAGAUGGCGUAUAAGGCAAAGGAUUAUAACAGAUAUUGCCAAAGGAUUAGCUUAUCUUCAUGACGAAUGCAGCCAGAAGAUAAUUCAUUUGGACAUCAAACCACAAAAUAUCCUUCUAGGUAAAAACUUCAAUGCUAAGAUAUCUGACUUUGGUCUGUCGAAACUGAUCGAUAAAGACGAAAGCAAAGUGGUAACUAGGAUGAGAGGAACACCAGGGUAUUUGGCUCCUGAAUGGUUGAGGUCUGUAAUCACUGAGAAAGUUGACGUGUAUGCCUUUGGAAUUGUGCUCUUGGAGAUUUUGUGUGGGCGAAAGAAUUUUGAUAGGUCCCAAGCUGAUGAGAAUGUCCAUUUGCUAAGUGUUUUCGAAACAAAAGCGGAACAACUACAGCUUAUGGAUAUUGUUGACAAAAACAAUGAGGAUAUGCAGAUCCACAAAGAAGCAGUGACAGAAAUGAUGAGCAUUGCUGCGUGGUGUCUACAGGGAGAUUUCACCAAGAGACCUUCCAUGUCAUUAGUGGUUAAGGCAUUGGAAGGUUUGGUGUCUGUUGAAACAAACUUGGAUUACGAUUUCACAAGCCUACCCGAGGUUGAGGAUGACAACCGACAGAGGGAAGACACUAUUAGUUUAAUAUUGCCUUCAAUUUUAUCCGGUCCAAGGUGAAGAACUAGCUUAAGAGGUUGUGAGUUCCACUUUUUUUUUUCUUUUCCAUGGUCUAUUUCUUCCUUUGUAUUUCCAUGUGAAGAAACCUUCCUCGUUUUAUUCCUAUUGGAAAUUAGUUAGUUGUUAUAUUCAAUUUAGUUAGUUAGUUUGUAUAGUUAGUUACAUUGAUAAAUGUGUAGUAACUAAAUUCUGUUUUAGGAUAUCAUCAUAUCAUAUAUAUAUUAUUAUAAGCAUGAAGCUCAAAACUUAAAAGUUGAAUUAUCAUUUUGCC